Molecule: messenger RNA, 2185 nt
Organism: Aspergillus novofumigatus IBT 16806
Lineage: Eukaryota; Fungi; Ascomycota; Eurotiomycetes; Eurotiales; Aspergillaceae
Product: Zn(2+) transporter ZRT3
Exons: 3
Coding region: 445-1923 (492 amino acids)
Biological process (GO): zinc ion transmembrane transport
Cellular component (GO): membrane
Molecular function (GO): zinc ion transmembrane transporter activity
Source: RefSeq, a predicted model, not a curated record
CAGAACUCUGCAUGAAUUCUUACCAACUCCAUCGUGAGACAUAAUAUGCCAUCAGUUUCAUGAUGGGAAUCCAAGCGCCCUUCCGCCUGUUAAGAUGGCGGUGACAGUGCGGACCUUGGGAGCAAGACGGCGGCGGUAUUUAUAAUGUGUGAGCGUCACUCGGACUCGAGGAAUGCUCUAAGUAUUGUUUGUUCCAAGGGGAUGAUCAUCGACAAGAUGGAUUUAUCGGAUUUAUCCUGUUGACAACAACUUCUGAAUAUCUGAACAUAUGUGAUUAUACAAAGAGAGGAGAAAAGUGGUUCCUGCCAUUGUCAUUAUUGUCACUCAUUCCGGAUAUUCUCGUGACAUCACUGUCUUCCAUCCGCCUUCUUUGCCCUUUCAGUACUGCUACUGCUACUGCUACUGCUACUGCUACUGCUAUUGCUCCUUCACCCUCAGCCCAUCAUGGCUGCCAAUAAUGACCUCCGAGGAUGGCUGAUGAGCGGGGUCUCUGGCAUAGCCUGUGUCCUUGGUUCGUCCCUCAUCUGCAUCGAUGUUAUACUGCGGCGAUUCUCUCGUCGCAAGAACUUCCAAAUUGUCAACAGCAAUGGCUUCUUAUCAGCCUCUCUAUGCUUGAGCGCCGGUGUUAUGCUCUUUACCUCCCUCUAUAGCAUGCUCCCCACCUCGAAGGAAUACCUCACUCGUGCUGGAUUCUCGCCCCGCACGGCGGCCUACACUCUGAUCGGACUCUUUCUGACUGGCGUGAUUGUUAUUCGACUUGUUUCUGCUUUCAUUCACCAGCAUAUUCCCUCUCAUGUCGUCGAUUGCGCCCAUACUCACCAACCAAAAACCCAAGAUCCCGAACGCGGCGACCUUGGACGGCAAGAACAGCCGGCGUCCGCUCUGCGCCAGGCAAAUGGCUCUACCGAACGGACGCCUCUCCUGUUACAAUCAACGUCGCCUUCUCGCAAGUCCAUGCCGGGUGCCGUUGAGCGACCGGCGCUCGAACCUCUGCGGUCCCGGUUGACUCGUCGCAUCAAUCAGCUCAUGGGUGGCGUCAAACCCCGCUGUGACGAAUACGGCCCGUGCUAUGGUUUCUCGCAGACGUGCGGUCUUGAAUGUUCCAAGAUUCUCACUAACACACAGAUGAUUAGCGUCGUCGAGGAGAUAUCUCGGCCUUCCUUAACCACGCAUCACAGCAUUGGUGUCCAGCUGGACUCGGAACGCGCAGGAUCUGCUGAAGGUGCUGGCCCAGGGUUGCUCGCCCAGUCGCAUGAUUCGAUAGAAGCCUUCUCGGGACCAUUGGAUGCCGGUAACUCCCAGGAAGACCAAAGCGGCGCAUCCUCCUUGCGGACAGGUCUUGAAGUCUAUUCCCACAAAUCUCCAGAAGACCAAAACGAUUCGACCAAAGCUCCACGGCCCACAUCGGCGCAACACCACCACCACGUCCCCCAGAAUGCCUUUCUCUCUAUCGGACUCCAGACUUCGUUGGCUAUUGCCCUCCAUAAGCUCCCAGAGGGCUUCAUCACAUACGCUACCAAUCACGCCAGCCCCACGCUCGGCAUGACCGUCUUCGUUGCCCUCUUCAUCCACAAUAUCAGCGAAGGCUUCGCCAUGGCCCUGCCGCUCUAUCUCGCGCUCAAUUCCCGCUGGAAAGCCAUGUUCUGGUCCAGCUUACUUGGCGGAAUCAGCCAGCCCGCCGGCGCCGCCCUCGCCGCUCUUUGGAUCUGGGGCGCACAGAAAGCCGGCCACCACGAUGAGACUACCGGGCCCUCUUGGGGUGUUUAUGGUGGCAUGUUCGCUGCCACCGCCGGCAUCAUGACCUCCGUUGGCCUGCAGCUUUUCAGUGAAGGGCUGGGAUUGACGCAUCAUCGCGGGUUCGGGGUUGGAUUCGCCAUCGCUGGGAUGGGGUUAAUGGGGCUGAGUUUUGCGCUGACUGCGUGAGUCUACUCCGUACUUUCGGGUUUAUUAAGGCGUUGAGGUUCAAUCUCUUUUCCUUCAAAAGUAAAUGUCCGUUGUGCAUUGUGCAUGGUUGCACCGGGGAGGUUGCAUCAGUAUAAAUCGGGGUAUAUGAAAAUAGGGCGGGUAUUGUUAUUAUUGUUUUCCUGACGACUGUCUAUCUGCAUUACGAGUUACGACUGUUUUGAUUUAUCAAUGGUUAGUGUAUUAUAGAGCAUGCGUAAUUAUAUACAGUCUAAUCAUGCUU